This is a messenger RNA of Bacillus rossius redtenbacheri, 1709 nucleotides long. RefSeq names its product protein FMC1 homolog. The coding region runs from base 1 to 315 and encodes 104 amino acids. The record is from RefSeq and is a predicted model, not a curated record. Lineage: Eukaryota; Metazoa; Arthropoda; Insecta; Phasmatodea; Bacillidae. The transcript has a single exon. Gene Ontology annotation, cellular component: mitochondrion.
AUGUCGAGCCCCGGGGUGACGAGGAUGCUGCACCAACUGUCGCAUGAGUUGCGGCGGCGCGGCACGCACGCUCACGUCAGAGACUCCCUUGCGUUGAAGUACGCGCUGGCCCAGGGACGCCGCUACCGCCAGACGGACCAGCAGCUGUGCAAAGCCCGCGAGGAGGUCCGGUUCCUGGGGGAGACCUACCUCUGCUACCUGCGGAGCUCCCGCCUGUACCAGAACCUGUACGACCACUACCGCGGGAAGGGAGAGCGUUCCGUGGACGAGACUGCAGGCUUGGUGGGGUUCAAGUUGCCUCCUGACCAGAAGUAACCUCUUUGUAUUCACUAGUCACUGCAGUGUAUCGCUUGGUGUGAUUAAUUAUUCGCUUAUUGUUUUUCAAAUAACUGAGAUACUCCUAAAUCCGUUAAAAAUAUUUUGCUGUCGGUAGUUCUUCAUAUUUGCAAGUUAGAUGAGUAUUUUUUUUUUUUUUUGCAGCACAAUAUUGUCGACGGCUAUAAAUGUGAUUGUCGGUGCUUCUUAAAUAUGCCAUACCAAAGUUCCUGGCUUGAAAUUUUUGAGACAGCUGUAUUUCUACGUUGUUAGUUAUUUUUGUAAUAUUAAAAAGUUUUUAGUUUCUUACGGAGUAAGAAUGUUUUCCGUAGUAAAGUUUGUUUUGGUGAACAUCGUCAUAACUGCUGCUGUCUCUUCUCGUGAUUGUCCCCACGGGCACUUCAGAGUUCCCCGCAUGGCGGAAUGCCACCGGUGGCUGACCUGCGAGGACCUGCUGCAAAUCACAGUCCUCGAGGUGAUCGGGCAGGGGGCCGUGAAGAGAGUGCACCGGGCGAGGUGGCGUGGCGACGUCGAGGUCGCCGUCUCGUUCCUCAACAGCGUGGACCUGGCGGAGGACUUCCGCCACAACCGGGAGAUGCUGGAGCUGUUUGGCUGCAGUCCUCUCGUGGUGCAGCUGGUGGGGUUCUGCGCGGAGGAGGGCGUGCUGGUGACGCAGUAUCACAGACUCGGCGACGCCGCAGACCUGGCCAAGGUUCUACCCGAGGGCCGCCGGGACGAGAGGUCCGCGCUGCGCCUCUGCCACAACUAUGCCUCGCUCAUCAGCCACCUUCACUCGGGACCGGGCGGGCCCCGCGUCAUGUGUGACUCCGCAGACCUCGGCAAGCUGCUCGGCCAGUUGCUGGUCACGGACGACCGCACCUUGGUGCUCAACGACCUGGAUGCUCUCCCGCUUGUGCGGCCCGGCGAAGCCGUCAAGUGCGGCCGCCGCGAGCUCUCGGGGGACUUCGUGGCGCCGGAGCAGCGAUGGCCUCACCCGGGACCGUUCAGGGAUGAGAGCAUGCCCGGGUACGGUGUGGAGACGGACAUCUGGAAGCUGGCCACGGUGUGCGAGGCCUUCCUGCAGUACGUCCCGGGCAGCGAGGCGUCCCUCUACAGCCUGUAUGCUCUGCACCGGCGGUGCAAGAGUCCCUCCCCUGCGUCGCGGCCGGCCGCGAGCGAGCUGGUGGAGGCAUACGGCCGACUAUUGGCUGACGGCCACGACGAGCUGUGACUCCUCCCAGGUACUCAACCUCAGUCUUUGGAAAACUCACCAAAAAGUGUAGAACAAUUUUUUAAAUAGUGUGGAAAUGCAUCAUAUAUAAGGCAAAAUAUAGCAGGACAGUUAAUUUUUACUUCUUUUGACUUUUUAAUUAAAUUAUAUUAUUGCUCUAAAA